Messenger RNA from Lates calcarifer (barramundi perch), 1964 nucleotides. RefSeq names its product store-operated calcium entry-associated regulatory factor (gene saraf). Gene Ontology annotation, cellular component: endoplasmic reticulum membrane. Gene Ontology annotation, biological process: regulation of store-operated calcium entry. The transcript has 7 exons. NCBI's taxonomy places the organism in Eukaryota, Metazoa, Chordata, Actinopteri, Centropomidae. Bases 122 to 1126 code for a protein of 334 amino acids. The record is from RefSeq and is a predicted model, not a curated record.
CAGAAGCCGAUGACGCAACAGGGAAGUUAAAGUUUGCUUCAGUUGUGUGUCUGCUUCACUGAGCGGCGGUGACGGAAGUUUUCGCUUUCCUAACGAUUUUCCUGAGCUCCUGAGCAGAGCGAUGAGGCUGUUUGUUUCGGCUGUGUUUCUUUUUCUGAUGGUGGUUCACGUCCGGAGCUGGGAUGACGGCAGCGUGCUGCUACGGGACAUCCAGGUGUUGACUCUGUACAAGGGUCGCUACACCACAGCGAGGCGCUCCAGCCCCAUUCCUCAGCUCCACUGUGUUGGAGGAUCAGCAGGCUGCCAGGCCUUCGUCCCCGAGGUGGUCCAAUGUCAGAACAAAGGCUGGGAUGGAGUGGACGUACAGUGGGAAUGUAAGACCGAUAUGGACAACAUGUACCGAUUUGGUAGCAUCCAGGUGAGCUGUGAGGGCUAUAACCAUCCUGCUGAUGCCUACAUACUGAAGGGCUCCUGUGGGUUGGAGUACACAUUGGAACUGACUGAAGAGGGCCGGAGGAGGACGCAAGGCAGCUGGGGCUCCCAAAGUGGAUUCAAGGGAUUUGGAGAUCUCGGGGGCUUCGCUUCCAGUUUCUUCAGCGGUUUCUCUGGAAACAAGCAUCAGCAGCAGAGCCGUCAGACCUCAUACCCCAAAGGCAGUGAGGACUCAGGAGGCCUGCUGGUGGUGGCUGUGCUUCUGCUCUUAGGCUACGGCGUCUACAAGCUGUUCCUCAGUGGGAACACAAACAACUGGGGGCAGAAUGGAGGACAGGCAGGGUACCCCAGAGACAAUCACCAUGGCUCCACUGCAGGACCACCACCCCCUGGAUUCAAACCUGACUACACAGGCUAUCCUGAUGCCAAUCCAGGCUACGGUUUCCAUAGUGACUACACUCACGGACAACAGUACCCAGGAGGCCGAGCUGCUCCCGGCACAGGUGGAGGCUUCUGGUCUGGCAUGGGGACAGGAGGCCUGCUAGGAUAUCUUUUUGGUCGUCAGAGAAACCAGCCCCACAAUUACAACUACUCCAGUUACAAUGACAGCAGGCCUCCUACUGCUACACACCCCUCCACCUCCUCUUCUGGGACACGCACUGCUUCAGGUUUUGGAGGAACCAAAAGAAGAUAGAAGCUGUGAAAAUGGACAAUUUCUCUCCAGUGGAUGGCACUGACAGAAUGUAAAGUGGUGACAGAUGAGGUCAGUGUUUGCUGGUGGCAGGUCACACAUGACAAAGGCGCCAUGGGAAGAGCCUCUCGUGCAGAGAUAAACUUGUCCAACAAUAUAGUAACAUUGCUCUCCUGCUCUGCAUUCCUCUGGACAGCUCACUGUUAUUUCAACCACAGGAAGCUCUUGUUUUUGUGCGGUUUGAGCUUUUGCCUAAAGGCUUUAGUUUUUGGACGUGGUAUAACUUUCAGAUGUUUUAAAAAGAGGAUGGUCUCUUUGUAGGAAAGAUGACGAAUUACAAUGAGAAUCCCCUCUUAAAUUCUUACUUUUAGUCGUGUGAUCUUGUAGAGGGAAAUGUUGUCUCAGUUUUCUCUUUCCUGAACUCCUCUUGACUUUCUUUGUGAGAAUGAGUGUGUUCUGUCUCAGACCAGAAAUUAAAACUUGAACACCUUCUGCAUUCACAUAACAGAAAUAUGGAGAAAAUAAUGUGCACAGGUUCUGUCUGGCUCUGUGCUCCUGUUUUUAAAACUGCAGCUGAACAGAAGUGAGAAACAUGAGUGAUAUGAAUCGAAUUAGUAAAUCAGUAAACAAAACAAAAACAUAACAUUUGUGUGUACAUUCAAAAUCCAGUUUCAUCAGUGCUUUAUUUGCCUUUACCUGCUAGCCCUCACACCUUUGCUUCCCAUAGCAUUUGAUGAAAUCGCUUAAAGUGUGUGUAGCAUUGUGUUGAAGUAAACAUAUUAUUUUGAGGAAAUGAUUUGUGAUAUUUUGUAACUUAGCUAAUAAAAAGACAAAAAUUGUA